This is a messenger RNA of Fibroporia radiculosa, 792 nucleotides long. RefSeq lists its product as uncharacterized. NCBI's taxonomy places the organism in Eukaryota, Fungi, Basidiomycota, Agaricomycetes, Polyporales, Fibroporiaceae. The record is from RefSeq and is a predicted model, not a curated record. The transcript is spliced from 3 exons. Bases 1 to 792 code for a protein of 263 amino acids.
AUGCGUUCGAUCGCCUCAAGAACGUUCUUUGUGUCUGCCCUCCUUGCGCGUUAUGGUGCUGCUAACAGCGUUUCAAAUUCCGAGUAUUUCACCGUUCCGGGAUACGAUGUCCAGACGCUAGGCGUCGGAGCCGAUGGUGUUACAACAUAUAUCAUUUCUCGAAUAUCGUCAAUGGCAGGUAUUGUCAGCUUCGAUGGACCUGGUCUGGGCAUCUACUUGACAUACAUGAACUCUGCCGAGAGCAUUGAAUUUAUCGAAAACUGCGGCAUCACGGGUAGCAUUGCUGUCUGUACCAACCUUAUGGUGAUGGGGGGAUCGUCAACUUCCACUUUUACCAUCGUUGCCACUGACACGUUGUCGAUGUCGACCUACCCGGUCGAAGGUGGCGCUCCCACCGCCAUGGCUGCGUCUACCAGUGCGCUCACUAGGAUCACCACGGACAGUACUGCCUCGUCUUCUGCUUCUACAACCACCACGGCCCAGAACAAGACCAGCGAUGGCGUGAAAAGCACACUCUGCUCGUUAAUACCUACCACGUGUUGGAACGACGAUCGAGCCCUUUGGAAUAAAGCAGCUGUUACUCGCCAUCCUAUGAGGCGUUCUUAUACAACUCCUAACGGUGAAGCUCGACCAAUAGGGAAGUUCAAAGUUGAUGCAGCUGGACUCGCAGAUGCGUCUUUAGGCGCUGAAGAAAAUGCGAGCCCAAAUGCAAAACCGCAAGAAAAGAUGCCCAUGUCUUCUGCUUAUCUAAUGUCACGCUCAGAUAUACAAUUGCUAUUUUUCCUUUUCUGA